Aspergillus nomiae NRRL 13137 is the source of this 594-nucleotide messenger RNA. Its product is annotated as DUF4334 domain-containing protein. The coding region runs from base 1 to 594 and encodes 197 amino acids. NCBI's taxonomy places the organism in Eukaryota, Fungi, Ascomycota, Eurotiomycetes, Eurotiales, Aspergillaceae. The record is from RefSeq and is a predicted model, not a curated record. The transcript has 3 exons.
AUGCUAUUGAUCGGUAUUAUCUUGCAAAUCAACAAAUAUUAUGUUAUAUUGAUCACACUUCCAACCCAAUAUUUGGACAGAAGUGGCAAACACGCUAAAGCAAUAUGUCAGGAACUCACGAUCUAUGGAAGACCUGAGGAACAGUUCAUUGAGCUCACCAAGGCCACCGGCCAUGUGCCAGAAUCAACGGUUGAGAAAGUGUACAACCAGCUGAAGCCGGUCGCUCCGUCCUUUCUGAUAGGCAAGUGGGACGGCGGGGAUAUCGAUACAGGACAUAUUGGACAUAAGCUUCUGAAGGAAAUGAAGUGGGCUGGAAAAGAGUUCCGAUCAGUAGAUGACGGUGAUCCGAUCAUGAUUUAUGAUGCAGAAGGCAAUCGGGUGUGGAAGAAAGACUGGGGACAUUGCUCGCUAAGGGAGAUGGUCUAUCGAGGAGUAACAUCGACCACCAUGAUCUAUGACGAAAAGCCAAUCUUUGACCACUUUCGUUAUGUGUCCGACGAUAUGGUUGCGGGUGCCAUGGAUACACCCAAGCUGUUUGGCACCCAGGGCACUUACUAUUUCUAUUUGACUCGCCGCACUCGAUCCUCGCUUUGA